AUGAGUCGGGACGAAAAGGUAAAGAUCGACGUUAUUGAUCAAUUUUUAAUUAGAUAAAAAUAGUUUUUUUAAUUAUUACUGUGUGAUAUAGAUUUGACUUCAAAAUAAUUGAAGAAAUAACUAUUAAACUGCGAAUUUUUAUAUAUAUGUAAUUUAGGAGAAAUUUAAAAAUGCAUAAAUGCACAAAAUACACACAUAUAAAUGCGUAGUGCAAAUUUAUUACUUUUUAUAACAUUUGAUACAUAGAAUAAUUUUUUCAUGAAUUUUUCAUUUUCUCAAAAAUAUGAUUUUGGAUAAAAACUCACAAUUAAACUUAAUUGCUAUAAUACCUCAUACUUGUAGAUAUAUUUCUGAACAUAAGUCAAAAUUAUUGAUUGCUUUUUUUUUGCGAUUAUAUAAAUAUAUAUAAUAUAAUCCGAUUUACAAAUCUAUACUGGUUCAAAGCCUUUCAAUAAAAAGAAAAAAAAAUGUAUUAUAAUACUUACAAAACAAUUUUUUUUAGACGAUAGCUUAUAUUACUUUGACUAAAAUUUGAUUUAUAUUUUGUCUCAACUCAUCAGAAACGGGACAUAUGUCAGUUUUUAUCACUCUCCUGCUCUCCAGACAGUUUUCAUUGCAAUAACAUUGAAAUUUAAAAUUCUUCCAGACCACGCUACUAUUGGUAGCUUCUACAUAUUCAAAACCAGCGCCAGAACCACCCAGCUCGUACUUCCCUCCAUCGAGUGGUGCCAGCUUCUCAAGCGGAUCCGGUAGUUAUGGUCCACCGUCGCUUCCGGAUCGUUAUGGGCCACCCCAACAACAACCUGUCGUCCACAAACACGUUUACGUUCACGUGCCACCUCCAGAAGCUCCUGAAUAUAAACCGCCGAAAUACAUUCCACCCGCAGCACCACCACAGAAACAUUACAAAAUCGUAUUCAUAAAGGCGCCAACUCCACCGACGCCAACAGCACCAGCUCUACCACCAUUGCCACCACAAGAUGAAGAAAAAACUUUGAUCUACGUGCUUGUGAAGAAGCCGGAAGAGGCGCCAGAAGUGGUAUUACCGACUCAAGCACCAACGCAACCCAGCAAACCGGAAGUCUACUUCAUCCGAUACAAGACCCAGAAGGAACAACAAAAUGCAGAAUAUGGACCUCCACCACAGUCACUCCCUUCGGAUAAUUAUGGUCCACCAUCAAGCUCUGGCGGUCCUUAUUAAAUAAUAUUUAUUUAAGGAACCUCUUUGUAUAAAAUACUCAAACCCACGAACCUCGUGAAUUAUAGAGAUUUUAUUCGUCAAGAAUGCUCAUUAUCUAUGAGAUUUUGAGAAAACCAAUGUGUAAGUAGUGUGAUUACUGCCACAGAAUUUUGUGAAUUUCACGAUUAGACGCUGUGUCUAUUUGUUUCUGCAGAUAAUAGCAUACUGAAAGCAUCAUUUUAAUAUUAGUAUCAUGAAAUUUAUUAGUAUCAGAAGUCGAGAAAAAAAUUUAUGCAUAAUACUUACAUUAAUUAAUAAAUCUAUUAAUUGUUCAAAUUAUUUUGAAAAGAAUUUGAAAUAUAUUAAAUUAUAUAUUAAAAGUCUUUUGUUGUGUAUAUCAAAAAAUCUUUCAUGCAGAUUAUUUUGCAAUAUUUUAACACAAUUUACAAGAAAUUAUUAAAUAGAAAUAGAAAUAUGAAAGUUAAAUUUGGGUGAUUAAUGCGAAUGAAGAAUUAAUGUGAUUGUAACAAAUGUAUGUAUAUUUUAAUAAAACUAUUUGUACUUUU
Messenger RNA from Heterotrigona itama, 1746 nucleotides. The record is from the annotation of a GenBank genome assembly. NCBI's taxonomy places the organism in Eukaryota, Metazoa, Arthropoda, Insecta, Hymenoptera, Apidae.